UCCCUAGGGAGAGGUCUGCACCAUGAUUAACAAGAAGUAUAACGAGUUCCUGCCCAGCAUGCAGAGCGCCGAGGAGCUGGUGGCGCAGGUGGAUGGGCUGUCCAGCAACAUCGACCUGCUGAGAGCGGGCAUUGAGAACGAGGUUCAGCGAGAUCUAAAUGUUGCUGUUGCUGAAUUUACUGAAUUGAAGCAGCAGCUGGAGCGAGACACGCUGGUUCUGAGUAUUCUGAAAAAGCUCCAGGAGUUUGAUACAGCUAUUAAAGAGUACAAUACUGCAUUGCUGGAAAAGAAGUAUGUUGCAGCAGCUCAACAGCUGGAAAAGGCACGAAGCAGCCUGAAAAUGCUGGAAUCCCGCAAGGGCUUUGAGCUGAAGAUCCUGAAAGCGCUAGGCACAGAGCUCACAGUGCAGACACAGAACAUGCUCUAUCAUCUAGGAGAAGAAUGGCAGAAAUUGGCUGUAUGGAAGCUUCCUCCUUCGAAAGAAAGCAGCAGCCUGGAGUCGGUGAUGCAUUCAGAACUGCACUUACGCACAGUACCGUCAAAAGAGGAGGACAUUGCUGGCCCACCUGUUGCUUCUGUGCUGCAGGCGUUUGCUGUCCUAGGAGAACUGCACACCAAGCUUAAAAUUUUUGGCCAGUUGUUGCUGAAAUACAUCCUCAAGCCGCUGAUUUCAUACCCGUCUCUUCAGCCAUUCACAGAGGAACAGUCAGAUGUGUUCAUCCUACGUUUUAAGUCCGAGGAGCCUAACUUGGAUCACUCCUCUCCUAUGGAGGUUUUUGACAAGAUCAAGCUUAUUUUUGAAGUUCUCUACAAGUAUCUGCUGAAUGUGCCUCUUGAGCAGCCUGCGGAAGAUAAAAAGGAGUGCAGAGUCACACUUGCAGAACUGCUAGGUGAUAUGAUAUGGGAAGAGUUAUCGGACUGCCUCAUUCAGAACUGUCUGGUGAAUUCAAUCCCAACCAAUAGCAGCAAACUAGAGCAGUAUAUAGAGGUGAUUAAAUCGACAGAGGAAUUUGAAAAAGCCUUGAAGAACAUGCAGUUUUUGAAAGGAGACACGACUGAUUUACUGAAAUACGCCCGUAAUGUCAAUUCCCACUUUGCUAACAAGAAGUGCCAGGAUGUGAUUGUGGCAGCCAGAAACCUGAUGACCUCAGAAAUACACAAUACUGUAAAGAUCACACCCGAUUCCUGUGUAGCCCUACCAAGGCUUCCUGAUCCUGGGGCAGGAGAUCACUUAAAAACACAAAAACCAUCUAAACUUCUGCAUAACGACAUGGUGAAUUUGGAGAAUGAGACUAAACUGAGCCAGUACACGUUUUCUCUGCCCACAUGCCGCAUCAGUUCAUCAGUGGAGAAACUGAUGGAGCUGGCUUAUCAGACGCUGUUGGAGGCUACAGCCAGCACAGAUCAAUGCUGUAUACAGCUCUUCUACUCUGUACGGAAUAUAUUCCAGCUGUUCUAUGAUGUAGUGCCAACAUACCACAGGGAGAACCUUCAGAAAUUACCCCAGCUGGCAGCCAUUCACCACAACAACUGCAUGUAUAUUGCUCACCACUUGCUCACUCUGGGACACCAGUUCCGAUACCGCCUGACUAACAUCCUGUGUGACGGAGCAGCUACUUUUGUAGAUCUGGUACCUGGUUUUAGGAGACUUGGGAUGGAGUGUUUUCUGGCCCAGAUGCGAGUGCAGAAAGGAGAGAUCCUGGAGAGGCUGUCAAGUGCCAGGAAUUUUUCUAAUAUGGAUGAUGAGGAAAAUUACCGUGCAGCAAACAAAGCAGUAAGGCAGGUAUUGCAUCAGUUGAAAAGACUGGGAAAAGUCUGGCAAGAUGUCCUUCCAGUGAACGUGUACUGCAAGGCUAUGGGGACUUUGCUGAACACGGCUCUCACAGAGAUUGUCACUAGGAUUGCUGCCCUAGAGGAUAUCUCUGCAGAAGAUGCAGAUAGGUUGUACUCCCUCUGUAGGACCAUGGUGGAGGAAGGACCCCAAGUUUUCACCCCGCUACCUGAAGAUGACAAAAAUAAGAAAUAUCAAGAGGAAGUUCCAGUCUACGUGCAGAAAUGGAUGACAUUCAAAGAGCUGAUGAUCAUCUUGCAAGCCAACCUCCAAGAAAUAGUAGAUCAGUGGGCGGAUGGGAAGGGGCCUCUUGCAGCUGAAUUCUCCGCAGCUGAAGUGAAGAGUCUGAUCCGAGCCUUGUUCCAGAACACAGAAAGGAGAGCAGCAGCACUGGCCAAAAUCAAGUAACUCUGUGUUUACUCCUACAUGUUCCAUCUUCUGAUAAAGCAAGAGCAAACUGAGUCUUUCAAAUAUUUUUCAGAUUUGACCCUUCUUAUUUGUACUGGUAUAAAAAAGCUUAGCAUUAGGUACGUGCUUCCUGGAGGCUUGACUGAGGGAGAAGGAACAUUACCUAGCUCAGUGUUUGUAGGGCAGAGAGAAUGGCUCUGUGAGUCUGGGACCAGAAAAACAAAGGUGGGCAACACAUAGACACUAACUGCUUAUGCUCCAUCUGCCAGGCAGAUGGAGUUUGGGCUUGAAAAUUCAAUCUCCUGCCAUGCUCCCCAGUGGUGUUCUGCCCAGAUCCAAAUUUUCCUUCAUGAGCUGGUGGGUGUACAGUCCUGGUGAAGAAGAGAUGCUUUUUGUGAUGUUUGCUAAUUUCGGUUCUCUAGGAUUCCAUCUUCCUGUUAAGCCCAGUGUAGG
Molecule: messenger RNA, 2692 nt
Organism: Pelecanus crispus (Dalmatian pelican)
Lineage: Eukaryota; Metazoa; Chordata; Aves; Pelecaniformes; Pelecanidae
Source: RefSeq, a predicted model, not a curated record